Messenger RNA from Girardinichthys multiradiatus, 1506 nucleotides. RefSeq names its product actin related protein 2/3 complex, subunit 2 (gene arpc2). Gene Ontology annotation, molecular function: actin filament binding; structural constituent of cytoskeleton. The transcript has 10 exons. Gene Ontology annotation, cellular component: actin cytoskeleton; Arp2/3 protein complex. The record is from RefSeq and is a predicted model, not a curated record. NCBI's taxonomy places the organism in Eukaryota, Metazoa, Chordata, Actinopteri, Cyprinodontiformes, Goodeidae. The coding region runs from base 146 to 1045 and encodes 299 amino acids. Gene Ontology annotation, biological process: Arp2/3 complex-mediated actin nucleation; actin filament polymerization.
GUCCUGUGUGUGAAGUACGCGGAAGCUACAGGCGGAGGGAGCUUCGACGGAAGCGGUCUGGUCUGUCAAGGGAGGAAAACAUUUUCCCCACAUUAUUAGACACAAAUAGGUUUACUCGUACCAAAUAACACCAUCAUCCGCUGCGAUGAUCCUGUUAGAAAUUAAUAACCGCAUCAUAGAGGAGACGCUGACGUUGAAGUUCGACGGCGCAUCCAACGGAACCAAACCUGAGGCUGUCGAUGUGACGUUUGCUGAUUUUGAUGGCGUCUUGUACCACAUCUCCAACCCCAAUGGGGACAAGACCAAAGUGAUGGUCAGCAUCUCCCUGAAGUUCUACAAGGAGCUGCAGGAGCAUGGCGCUGACGAGUUACUCAAGAGGGUCUAUGGAAAUUUUCUGGUUUCCACAGAGGCUGGCUACAACGUGUCCCUGCUCUACGACCUGGAGGCCCUGCCGGCCAAUAAGGAUGAGGUUGUUCACCAGGCAGGGAUGCUCAAGAGGAACUGCUUCGCUUCAGUGUUUGAAAAGUACUUCAAGUUCCAGGAAGAGGGCAAAGAUGGCGAGAAGAGGGCUGUCGUCCACUACAGAGAUGAUGAGUCAAUGUAUUUGGAGGCCAAGAAAGACAGAGUGACCGUGGUGUUCAGCACAGUGUUCAAAGACGACGACGAUGUCAUCAUCGGCAAAGUCUUCAUGCAGGAGUUUAAAGAGGGUCGGAGAGCCAGCCACACAGCUCCCCAGGUGCUCUUCAGCCACAGGGAGCCUCCUCUGGAGCUGAAGGACACAGAUGCUGCUGUCGGGGACAACAUUGGAUACAUCACCUUCGUGCUGUUUCCUCGUCACACCAAUGCCAAUGCCAGAGACAACACCAUCAACCUCAUCCACACCUUCAGGGACUACCUGCACUACCACAUAAAGUGCUCCAAGGCCUACAUUCACACACGGAUGAGAGCCAAGACAUCAGACUUUCUCAAGGUGCUGAACCGUGCUCGACCUGACGUUGAGAAGAAGGAAAUGAAGACCAUUUCUGGGAAGACUUUCUCCCGCUGAGGCCAGCCUUCGCUCGAGAAAUCCAAAUUCCCUGUGGACACGCUCAAUCGCACCACAAAUCUGAGUCAACGCCACAUUGGACAGGACUUCAGGACGCCCCCCUCGCCUCGCCUCCCAAAAAUGUGUCCAGCUUCUGUUUUGUUUAGGUUUUUUGUUUUUUGUUUGUUUUCUUGCUGUUUUGAAUGAGUAAUAAAGUCUGCUCCUCACCAGGAAAGCCAAGGAAAAAUGGAAGAAAGGGCAUUCCUUGCUUUGCAUUGUUAAAGAGAAUUAUUAGUCCUAUAUAAAUAUAUAUAUGAACAAAAUGAAUGAAACUUUUGAUACGAUAUUUUACUCCAUUUGGUACUCUUGCUUGCCCCCUCUGUCUUCACCAUGCGUUAUCCACACGUUGGAUAAUUUAAAUUCCCUUCCUCUCUGUUCUGUACCAUCAUCAUUUGAACAAUAAAACACUUUAAAAACAUCAA